This is a messenger RNA of Diachasma alloeum, 6855 nucleotides long. It is a transcript of the gene Jarid2, whose product is annotated as protein Jumonji. The record is from RefSeq and is a predicted model, not a curated record. Gene Ontology annotation, cellular component: nucleus. NCBI's taxonomy places the organism in Eukaryota, Metazoa, Arthropoda, Insecta, Hymenoptera, Braconidae. Gene Ontology annotation, molecular function: histone demethylase activity; DNA binding. The transcript has 6 exons. Gene Ontology annotation, biological process: chromatin remodeling. The coding region runs from base 211 to 5790 and encodes 1859 amino acids.
GAAUGUUUGUCACGUACACACGACACAAUAAUAUACAACUGGAGUGAAUAUUUGGACAGCUAUUCACAUGAUUGCGGAGGCCCGGGCAAUUGCUGUCAUCCAAUAGUUGGGUGGAUUGGGGGCUUUGGAAAAAUGAGAUGAACAUUGGGGCUGUCUGACGAUCGAGACGUCCUUCCAUUUUCCAGUGGGGCUGGGGGAGUCAACGUGACAAUGGUCCUUGGACGAAAUGAUAAGCGAAAGAGGAAGGAGGGGGAUCUGGUGGAUCUCAUGGAUCCUGCGUCAGCUGCUCCGAAGAGGGCAAAAGUCCACGCCCAGAGGAAAUUCGCGCAGGGAGUAGCGACGAUAUUCUCCCCCGUGGCACCCCUGAUAAAAGAAAAGGAGAGGCCCAAGCCAGCCUUGGUAACCGAGCUGAUAACGCACAAGCGCCCCAACACCGAGGACUUCCUGACAUUCCUCUGCUUCCGUGGGACCUCGAUCCUCCCGCCAAGCCUAAACUUCUUCAACCAAUCUAAAAAAGAAAAAUCAGAAACCAAAGCCCCACGCCGCGGUCACCGCACCCCUCCGCCGUCGAAUGCGCCCUCAAAAUGCGAACGAGAAGAUCCGAAGGCCCCAGCCCUCUCGAAACCAGCCCCAGGAGUCCCAGUGCCAAGCACCACCAAGAAGAAAUUCCCCAACGUAAUCCACAAAGCAGUGGCUGUAAACAAAUUCAAGACAGCCACGUCGACAGUCCAAGCCUUGAAGAAGAAAUACAAAGAGCAGAGACUAGCCAAACAGCGAAUUGAGAUUAAGCUGAAGACGUCAGUCAUGAGGACACGUUCAGCAGCUACUAGAACUCUCCUCAAGUCGCCGACAAAAUUAUCAUCAAACCCCUUCCUGAAGCACUUGGAGAAGAAGAGCCUGUGCUUGAGGAGCAGUGGAGCUGUGGAGAGGCUGACGAAGGCGAGUAAGCUGUCCCCCAAAGCGAAGAAGAAGCCCCUGAAAAAGAAGCUGGAAGAGAAGAGUGAAUCCAGUGGGGACUCUGAGGAUCAGUCCGAGGAUCAGUCGAUCCCCAAGAGAGCCAUGAAAUCGAGGACCCCAGCUGGCAAACAGACCCCCAAAGACGUGGCCAAAACGAAGAACCCUGGGAAGACCAAUUCAGACGCUGCGAGAAGAGUGACUCGAUCCCACCGAGAGCCAGUGCAGUCUCACCAGAAUCAGAGGCCCUCGAGGAAGACGAAAGAGGCUGCCGCAGUCUACAUGGAGAUCCUCAGUCGAAAGCUGGUGAGUCCGGACCUGGACAACGACGACAACAUGUCUCUGGAGAGUUUCCCAGAGGUGCCAAAUGCUCGACGAGACUCGGCUGUGAAAAAGGCCCUCAACGACAAGAGGAAGAGCCCCCAAGUGGCCAAGAAGAGUCACGACGACGACAAGACUCGGCCAAUUUCGGCCAAGAAGAGGAAUGCCAAGGGCUCCAAGUUCUCCGACAGCGACGACAACGACUCUGUUCAAUCCGAGAAGAGCAAUCAGGCGAGUGUGAAGACCCGAGCAAUAACACGAAGAAGCACAUCAGUCGUUAAAUCAUCCUCAGCGAUUCGUAAUUUGCGGUCGGCAGCCAAAUCCCCAGACCAAAAAUUUGAGAAAUCGACGAAAUCAGCUCCAAAAGCUGUGAGCGUUCUCAAAGAGAAGAGAAAGGUGAAGCCCAAACGGAAGAGUGACGACGAGAAGUCCAACGCCGACGAGAAGCCAAGAACCAAGAAAUUACUGAAGAAACCUGAGCACGAAGGGGAGUCCGAUGAGGAGCCCCUGGGGGCAGUCCUGAACAGGAUAAACAAGACGUCUAAGCCCUCGAAACUCCAGACCAAGAGAUCCCCAGCAAAAUCCAGCGAUGUGACCAAAAAAUUUCCCCCAGAACCUGUGAUAAUGAUCAAGAAGAUGAGCAAAAUCUCGAUAACCCCGAAGGGAUCUGACGACGAGGGUUCCUUUCGUGGUUUCAGUAAGAAGUCUGUGAAGAACGUGUCGAGUCCUUGUUCACUGAAAAUGAAUAAUGACGCCCCAAAGCCUGGAAAAACUGAUGAGAUCGAUGAGAAGCUGGAGGGACUGAAGGAUUGUGAUAAAGGGAGUGCCCAGACUGCCCCGAUAAUUCAAGACAAAGUGAAGAGUGACCCUGAGAAGCCUAGUGGCCCCCCUCCCCUGGAGAACAAUGUAAUUCUUCCCCAAAAGGAACUCCCUCAAUUUCCAAUCAAGAAGACGUCGACCCCUGUUCCCCCCAAGGCCCCCGAGAAGAAUUUCCUUGACGUGCCAACCCUGCAGUCGAUGGGUCGCAAGGAGCGAGUGAACAUGUCAACCGAGCAGAUAGAGAAAUGGCUGAACGAGAGUUCAAUGGUGAAGGAGGAGAGCAAGGCUGAGAUGGAGACUGUGAUCAACUUUUCGUAUGGCAUCGAGCCAGAGAAGCCAAAACUGAUAAUCCCAACAGUCCCAAAGAUUCCGAACCCCCCAAACCCCUGUCACCUAUCGAUCCCCACGAGGAUCCAGCACCUGGUGAGGCCGGUGAACGUUGCCAUCGCGAAGAUAGCUGAGAAGCAAUUGACCAGCACUGAACAGAGUCUCAAAAAUCACAAUAUCCUGAAGCCAGACAGCAUCAUCCUCUCGAGCACAGGAAUAGCGACUGCAAAGACCCCGAGCAUUCCCACGAACAGGAACAAGAUAAACGCUGACAUCAAAGAGAUCAUAAAAGGGAGAACAGUGAAAACCUUGGACAGUCCAGAGAAGACUAGUCACCAAGUCCCAGAGCCUGACGAGUCUGACAUCAACAGUCUCAAAGUGAUCAGCGAUAACGAGACUGUAACGACCCCAUCCCCCAACGACAAGAAGAAGAAUCAGUCCCUGGGGCGAAAGCCCUUCGUCUCGAAGGUGAAGGAACGAAAGCUUUCGGUGCCAAACUCCAAUGCCUUCUCCCCAGAGGACGAGAGCAGUGUUUAUGCUUUCAAGAACGAGACAGAAACGCCAGUUAACACGCCCUUCAGGAGAAAAAUCAGGGAGAACAGGAGUGAGACGAGCAUACACGAACCCAAGAAGCCCUCAGAGACUGACAAGUUCAAUCAAAAGCCAAUUGUCACGUCCAAAAGUCCGGACAAACCCCUUGGGCUCAACCACCAGCUGAACUCACCAUCGGAGACUUCUGUCUUCAAGAACAUCCCCUCGAUAUGGAAUAACGACAGCUGCUCCACCUCCAUCGCAGUCCAGAUAAACUUCAACGACUCCCCAGACUCCCAGGGACUGAGUAAUCCAUUCUACCACCUCCAGUCCCGCCAGAAUGCCCAGAAGAACCCUGAGAACACGAGCAACGAGAUCUCCACUCAAACAGAAAACUCGAACUCUAACGAGGACGAGAGCAACACGACGCAGGUAUUUUACAUUCCCCUGGAGAACGUUGGCAGGAACAUCUCUCAAUUCACGACGCUCCAAGGACAGCCGUUGAUCCAAGGAGUGGCUGUCAAACUGGGAACAGAGGGUCCAAAUGGUCCCAACCAGCGAGUGCUGCUGCGAGCGCAGCUGGUGACGAAACCGCCGUUAACAGUCACCAGGUGCCCACCCAUUGGAACAGUUCAGCCGACAACGAGAGCCCCCCAGGGGUCGAUGGACCCAGUGCCAUCGACAUCUACCUCGAUCGCUCCCCCAUCGCCAGUUAAAGUCGAUAAAAAACUCUCCGCAACCAAAUCAGCAACAACUGCUGAUCUUGAGACCCCGGAGAAGAUGAAGAAGCCAACAGCGAAGGCAGCUCCUCGAGAAGCCAAGAAGAAGUCCACAGACUCGUUGAAGAAACCUGAGAAUCAAAAACGUCAGGAGAAGAGAACGAAGAAGACUUCAACAUCCAACGAGACUGAAUCCUUGUCAUCCACCCAGAGCGGAUCCCUUGGUGCAUCGAUAACGAGUGACAGAUCGGAGGCUCGUCUGGCAGAUGCCCCCACCUUCCACCCAACGGAGAAGGACUUCCAGGACCCCCUGGAGUACAUCGAGAAGAUUCGUCCCCUGGCUGAGAAGUACGGGAUCUGCAAAGUGGUGCCGCCAUCGAACUUCAAGCCUGAGUGUAAAGUGUCAGAUGACAUGCGGUUCACAGCUUACAAUCAGUAUGUCCAUAGAAUGCUGCAUCGAUGGGGCCCGAAUGUCAAGGAGAUGAUGGCGAUAAAGAAAUACUUGGCUACGCAAUCGAUUACGUUGUCACAGCCCCCUUGGAUAGGGGGAAUGGAGGUGGAUCUUCCCCAUUUGUACCAGACGGUCCAGAGUCUGGGGGGCUUGAAGGAGGUCAUCGAGAAGAAGAAGUGGCAGAAGGUGGCGGACGGCAUGAAGAUCCCGAAGUCCGCGCAGGACAGGGUGACCAAGCUCGAUGACAUCUACUGCAAGUAUCUUCUGCCUUAUGAUACGUUGAGCACUGAGGAGCGGGAGAAGCUGUUCGAGGACGUGGAGACCGAGUGGAGGAAGAGGGAGACGAAAGCUCUGGAGAGGCUCAACGACUCCACAACUUCGUUGUCCUCUAUGGACACCAGCAAUAAUGAGGAGGAGGAGGACGAGGACAGCUCUGAUGACACGGAGGAGUGCAUCGUGAAGGGCAGGAACAUGCCCCUGAAUGCGUUCUACAGGAUAGCGAGGAACACCCAGAGGAUGUGGUUCGGGGAGAGUAAUACUAGGAAUCAGGGGAAUGAGAGUGAGGCGUCUUCAGGGGAUGUUGAAAGUGCUUUCUGGAGGCAUGUGUCGGAGAGGAAGAGGCAUGUCUGUGUUCAUGCUGCUAGUAUUGACUCUAGUGGACGGGGGUUUGGCUUCUCGGUGGCCAAGAAUAGCCCUUUUGCCAGGCAUCCUUGGAAUUUGAAGGUGUUAACAAAUAAUUCUGGGUCAGUUCUGAGAGCCCUGGGACCACUCAUGGGGGUGACAAUCCCCACAAUCCACGUGGGGAUGCUCUUCAGUGCUUGCUGUUGGUACAGGGACCCCCAUGGGCUCCCCUGGAUCGAGUAUCUUCACACUGGAGCGAAAAAAAUCUGGUAUGGGAUACCCAAUGAGUUGAAUGAUAAUUUCAGAGAGGCGCUCUCGAAGAUGGUCCCCAGGUUCUGCAAGAAUAAGAAGAUCUGGUUGCCGAGUGACACUGCUAUGGUCCCACCUGAAAUGCUAGUCUCCAAUGGAGUCCCUCUUUGCAGGACUGUUCAGGAGCCUGGACAGUUUAUCAUCGUCUUCCCAAAGGCUUUUACCUCUAGCAUCUGCACGGGGUAUGUCGUCUCGGAGAGCGUUUAUUUCGCCCAGACUACUUGGCUGGGAAAUGCUGAGGAGAUUUUCAAGGAUCUGCAGGAUAGCUGCGAACCUUCCAUGUUCUCGUUUGAGAGAUUAAUGUUCAGUAUUAUCAAUGACUCCAGGUCACAUAUUGAUAUUUUGAAACAGAUACUGCCAGUUAUGAUGAAGAUAAGAGAGAAAGAAUUGCACUAUCGACAGCAAUUGGAAUACUACGGUUUAUCGAAGAAGGAGAAAUUGCCACUGCCUGAUAACGGAAAACGAAAGAAAGCUGCCAAGGUGAAGGAGGAUGAUGGGGAUUUUGAGUGUGAGACCUGUCGGAUGAAUCUCUUCGUUUCACUGAUGAAUAAUUCACUGGACGACAGUACAUACUGUCUCCCCCACGCUUUGCAAUUAAUUGCACAUAAGAAGCAGGUUUUGAAACACUGCACCUUGAAGUAUACGUAUAGUGAGGACGAACUAGACGAUCUAAUCCACAAAUUAGAAGACAGAAUCGAAGCGAAAUCAAAGAAAAAAUCGUCAAAACAGUCAGACUAAAGUCCCAUUCCCCCUUACGGUUGCAAUUAAUUAAUGUAGAGGCACAAGAAAAAUUGUAUCCUCGAAAUCCCCGCAUCACAUUUCUCGAGUGCCAAAUGUCAUUCAUAAUUAUUUCCCAACGCAUCAGCCUUAAUUUAAAAUGCUAGAGUAAUUUAAACGUAUUAAUUAGUGUAUAAUAAUGAACAUAGAAGAGUUUACUUACAUUAUUUAUCUGCAAUUAGUCGUCAUUAUUUCCACCAAUGAUAUUUAAUCAUCAAUUUCAAUAUUGAGUUAAGCUAAAGUCACUGGAAUAAGAGACGUAUUUCGUUUAUUUAAUUACACAUUUUACAUACAUAUGUUGAAUGCAUCGACCAAUGAAUUAGAUAAAAAUUAUGAACAAGUGAUUCUACGAUCACUGAGGAUUACUGAAGAAAAAUUACAAAAAUUCCUUCGAUGACUAUUUCGAAAACAUCAACUGUUGUGCGUAAUUCAGUAAUAAAAGUAAAUAAAGUAGAAAAGAAAUGCUCUCGCUUCUGUUCGAGCGUUGAAAAACAAAUUGGAAGGCUUUUAUACAUAAUUUUAAAUGGAUACAGUGGUACGAGUAAUUGACAAAAAGCAACUACAUACGUAUACACAUUACUAAAAUGAUAACAAAAUAAAUAUCCGUUAGUCGAAUGAUAAAAGCCAACUCUAUGACUGUUCUCUCCGUUGCAAUAUAUCAAAAAGUACAUCACUGUUAUUGUCUUUGUCCUUGAAAUCAUCUUCAUCAUCUGUGCUGAAAUUCGAACUCAACAAAUUCGUCAAUGAUGUUGAUUUUUCAUUCAACAAUGGCACAUUUGUUCCACCCGUAUCUUCGAAUGUUGAGGUAUUACUUGUGACUGAAUUGGAAUGUAACUCGAGAUUGUCAGACAUUUGUUUCUUAUGAAGUAGUAUUUUUUGUAUGACGUGAAGUGUUAUGCCACCGAGACACACCAAUAGACCUAUAGCAUUCAGGCCACUCAUCUCAUCGCCUUUAAAUUCAACAGCUAAUACGACGGUACACAAUUCCUGUAUUGAGAAAGUGAAAAUAGAUGAUUAUAGAGAGUA